This is a messenger RNA of Rhizopus microsporus ATCC 52813, 3262 nucleotides long. RefSeq names its product ANTH-domain-containing protein. The transcript has 10 exons. Gene Ontology annotation, cellular component: actin cortical patch; clathrin-coated vesicle. The record is from RefSeq and is a predicted model, not a curated record. The coding region runs from base 39 to 3176 and encodes 1045 amino acids. Gene Ontology annotation, biological process: endocytosis; actin filament organization; clathrin coat assembly. Gene Ontology annotation, molecular function: clathrin light chain binding; actin filament binding; phosphatidylinositol-3,5-bisphosphate binding. NCBI's taxonomy places the organism in Eukaryota, Fungi, Mucoromycota, Mucoromycetes, Mucorales, Rhizopodaceae.
AAUAACUCCCUUUCAUUAUUCUUAUUUAAUAGUUUACCAUGUCUUACCUUUCUGCCGAUAGAGCAGAAGCAGAACUUGCUCAGAGUGUUCGAAAAGCAUGUAAUGCUGAAGAAGUAUCACCUAAACGAAAACACGUUCGAAUCUGUGUUGUCUAUACCUGGGACCAUCGCUCUUCAGCCAUCAUUUGGAAUAUACUCAAAGUACAACCUUUGUUAUCUGAUGAAGUUCAAGCUUUCAAGGCAUUAAUUCUAGUUCAUAGAACCAUCAAUGAAGGACAUCCUAAUGCUAUUAAAGACGCUAUUAGAGAGACAGGCUGGUUAGAGACUUGUGCUCGAAGUGUUAGCGGAGACGGUAUUAAAGGAUACGGUACACUAAUUCGGGCCUAUGUCGACUUGCUUAUACACAAACUUCAGUUCCAUCGCACUCAUCCUGAAUUCAACGGUACUUUUGACUAUGAAGAAUAUAUUAGUUUAAAAAAUAUCGAUGAUCCAAAUGAAGGAUUUGAGACUAUCAACGAUUUGAUGGACUUGCAGGAUCAUAUCGAUAGAUUCCAAAAGACAGUAUUUGCCAGUUUCCGUCAUCACUCAAAUAAUGAGUGUCGUAUUGGUGCUCUUCUGCCUUUAAUAGACGAGAGUCACGGUAUCUACAAGUUUAUCACCAGCAUGCUGAGAGCCAUGCAUCAAAAAACCGAUUCUUCUGAUGCUCUUGCACCACUUCGACAAAGAUUCAAUGCACAGCACUACGCACUUUUGAAGUUUUAUUUUGAAUGCUCUAACCUACGAUACUUGACAAGCCUUAAGCAAGUACCUGUGCUUUCGCAAGACCCACCCUCUUUGAUUGACGCCAGCACACCACAGCUUCCUAAGCGACCUGAAGUAGCCCGCAUUGAGGCCCCACCUCCAGCCCAAGCCUCGCCCGAACCUGUGAUUGACUUUUGGUCCGAGAAACAAGCUCAGCAACAGCGAGAAUAUGAUCAACAACAACAACGCUUGGCUCAACAACGAGCUGAAGAACAGGAGAAAAUGAGGCAAAUGCAGCUACAACAACAACGUGAGUUUGAGGAGCAACAGCGGUUGCUUGCAGAGCGUGAAAGACAGAGGCAGGAAGAACUCUUGAGACAACAGAUGCAGCACCAGCAGGCCGGUAGAAUCAAUGAUUUGGAAAUGCAGCUUUUGAAUGCUCGUAACCAAAUUGAACGUAACCAAAUGAUGUUAGAGCAGUAUGACAGAAGAGUGAAGGCUCUUGAACAAGAACUGGCUUCUGUUAACUCGAAUGCUCAGCUACGUGACCAAUCUAAAGAUGAGCUCAUUCGUUCUCUUCAAAACGAAAUACAAAUGUGGAAGAACAAGUACGAAGCCUUGGCCAAGCUUUACAGUCAGCUAAGAAAGGAGCAUAUUGACUUGCUGAACAAAUACAAGAGCUUGCAGGUCAAGGCCAAUUCUGCACAAGAAGCUACAGAGAAAUUGGAACGAAUGCAAGCUGAUAUGCGUGCAAAGAAUAUCGAAUUAGCUGAUCUAAUCAGAGAACGUGAUAGAGCACGCAAUGAACUGGCUAGACUUCAGGGCAACCAACGCGAUGAAGUAGAAAGAUUAAGACGAGAAUUAGACAACGCCCGCGAUCAAAUUCAAAAUAUGGGGCGAUCAAAGGGUGAUGAAGUGAGCGCGUUGUUGGCCAAAUUCAACAAGGAAAAGUCGGAAUUAGAAGCUAGCUUGAUGGAAAAGCAAGCUCUCAUUGACGAGUUCCUCAAGCAGAUUGAAGAUCAGCAGGGAGAAGUGGACCACCUUCGCCAAGAAAAAGACGAAGAAAUUGCUGUGUUGCAAGCUGGUAUGGAUGAAUGUCUAGCUCAACUAGCUGAAUUACAGCAUAAUGACAGACAACAAGAGCUUCAGGAUGAGCUUCACCGUCUGGAAACUAUGCACUCUGACAAGCUGAACCAAAUACUGGAUGCUAUUCUUAGCACAUGUGUUCAAAAGAUCAACGACGGCAUUUACGAACUUGAUAGUCAACAUGGCAAUGAAAACUCAACUCCAGAACUUGCACUAUCCAUGAUUGAAAGAGCAAGUAUUACCUCAGUAGAGUUCAUGUCUGCCUUCAGCAAAUUCUUAGAUGGAAGUAACUCUGGUGAUCACACAAGCACUAUCACGCGUGCCAUUGAAUUUUCUGAUACCAUUAUUGAUGUCCUCCAACAUUCAAAGGGCAUCACGCAAUAUGUCAUGCGCGAUGAAGAUGGCGAAGAACUUGUUAGACUUGGUAAAGGUUCUGCUGAAGCUGUUAUCCAAUACUUUAGCAGUGUCAUGUCAUCUUAUCUCAAGAUGCUUCCUCCUGCCCAGCGCCCUGAAGUUGUCAUCCAAGGCGAUAUGAGAGUUCAAGAAGCACUUACCAAGCUCUCACAAAAGACAGAAGACUUGAUCUUGACAGGUGCUACGGAUAUCAAUAAAUUAGCCGAUGGUGAAGUCGGUGAUCUUGUCGAACAAGAAAUGACAAGAGCCGCACGAGCUAUUGAAGAAGCCACUGCCAGGAUCCAAGAGUUGAUGCGUCGUCCAGCAAACCCUUCUUUCUCAGCAACAGAUAUUCAAGUUCAUCAGCUCAUCUUGAACUCUGUAUUGGCACUUACGAAUGCUAUUGGUAAUCUGAUCAAAUGUGCCACAGCAUCCCAACAAGAAAUUGUGGCUCAAGGUCGUGGAACCUCGUCCAAAGCCGCUUUCUACAAAAAGCAUAACAGAUGGACUGAAGGUUUGAUCACAGCGGCCAAGGCAGUAGCUGUUGCAACAAAUCUUUUGGUAGAAGCCGCCGAUGGUGUCAUUAGCAAAACACAUUCUUUAGAACAGCUGAUUGUUGCUUCUAAUGAGGUAUCUGCUGCUACGGCUCAACUUGUAUCAGCCUCCCGUGUGAAAUCAUCCUUUAUGUCGCGUACACAAGAACGAUUAGAAUUGGCAGCCAAAGCAGUGAAGGAUGCUGCAGCAGAACUCGUAAAGCAGGUCAAGAAUCUUGUCGCCCAGCAAAACAAGACAGAGGAUUUAGAAAUUGAUUGGAAUAAGUUAUCAGUGCAUGAAUUUAAGCGCCGAGAGAUGGAACAACAAGUGAAAAUUUUGAAAUUGGAUGCCGAGUUAACGAAUGCCCGCCGUGUCUUGGCUGAAAUGAGACGAAGCGGCUAUCAUACAGAAGAAACAGAUUAAUAGUAUCAAUGACAAAAUAAAAUACUUUCCUUAUUAUGUAAUCAAUCACCUUUAAUACAUGUCUUUUUAAAAAAAGGAGAAUAACU